AUGGACUUGCAUGUUUGUGGGAAGUAUGGCAAGCUUGAGACCAUGCCUGACGGCAUCCUUGCUAGUUCGCCUGCGCUAUCCAGAAACUGCCUGGUGAAUCUCUUCAAGAUCUGCCUUCUCAGCGACACCAUCCUCCCCAGGCUGAGAGAAGACAUCAAGCCUGCUCUUGGCACAGACAUGAUAUUGAUCCAGGAGAUAAGUUCAGCAUACCGCAACCCAGGCAGCGAUGACAGAUUCUACGACUCAAGGAUCCAGGGAAGGAUAGGGGAGCAGGCAGCCCAUGUGACAAGCCCGGUGCAGCUGCUGGGAUCUCUAACGAUAGUGUGGGGAUGCAUGCACCACGGCACAAUCCACGGAGUUGCCGCCGUGGCACUCACUGCUCUGAAGGCCCUUGACAGUCGCCGCGAGCACUGGGAUGUCGAAUUGCAGAGGCUCGGCCUAUCUGCAGACGGUGUGGAAAAGGUCCUGCGCAUGGCCCUCACAGUGCCGCUCUCUACCAGCAAUUUGCCAACCCCGGAUCAGCGCAAGGUUGAUGCAAUGAGCUCCAACAUCAAAAGGAUGAAGGCCAUAGACCUCACCGGCACCUGGAGCUGUUUAAGCGCUGUUAAUUACUGCAAGAAGCACAACCAGGACCCUGAGCAGACCUUGCAGGAGAUUCUGCCGGCGCUGGAGGCAGCUGUGGAGCAGAAGCAUGACCUCAACACCUGCUUUCUGCUGUGGAUGUACUGCAAUCUCAUGCUGCGCAUUGGCAGCCGCGCGGAGCGCAUCAUAACAGUAUCUGAAUUCCUGGCACAGGUCAAAAAGACAAGGAGGGUCAAGGCGCGGCUGGACAGCUGGGGCGAGUUUUGCUGCACAAACACAGCCGGCUGGUCGCCUGUGCAGAGCGCUCCACUAGCAACAAGGAAAACCUACUGGCCUACCCUGGGAGUGGCACUGCGCUUCAAGGAAGCCAUCAAGCGCGACCCUGCCUUUGCCGACACUGAGCUCCCAGCCUUUACUGAGCUGGAGCUGAUUGAGGCAUGCGCAACUGUCAGGUGUCACCAGUGCCUGGAGCUGCGCAACGAGCUGCUCCGGUGCAUGGGCUGCGGGCAGUGCCUGGCAAAGCUUCACAAGGUCUGUCUUCUCAACGACACCAUCCAGCCCCGGCUCCACUCUGAGAUACGGAUCACUGUCAGCAAUCAGGUUGCGGAGAGGCCACAGCACUUUGCAGCGUACGAGAACCCAGGAGAGGAUAACAGAUACUAUGAUCUAAGCAGCUGCGACCGCAUUGCACAUCAAGCUGCGCAGGUGACCGGUCCGAUGCAGCUGCUGGCAGCACUGCCUUUCAUGUGGGCAGGAAUCCAGGUUGGCAGCUUCCCCGCCUAUGGAACCUGGGCGCAGACCGCCCUGACAGCCCUCCUGGUCAAUCGCGACGAAUGGGAGCCUACCCUACAGAGGCUUGGGCUGUCAUUGGACAACGUGGAGAUGGUACUGCGCUAUGGGCUGACAAUGGCUCUUGAGGCGAGUGAGGCCUCAGGCAACUUGACACCGGAGGACCGGCCCAGCUUCCUUGCAACGAGCCACCGGAACAUGCAGAGGAUGAAGGAGAUAGACUCCACAAGCGCCUGGAGCUGUGUCUGUGCUGCCAAGGAAAUACUGCCGGCGCUGACGGCUGGCCUGCAGCAGCAGAAACAUGACCUGAAAGCAUGCCCACUGCAGUUCAUGUACUGCUACAACCUGCUGCUGCAGGGGAGUCGCGGUUUCAACAGGGUCACAGUGCACGACUUUCUGGGGCAUGUUGGUAUGGCGAACAGGAUCAAGGCGCGGCUGGACAGCUGGGGAGAGUUCCGCUGCCCAGAGACAGGCGGAUGGUCACCAGUGGAGAGCAUUCCUCUGGCAAAGCAUGACACCUUCUGGGGCACUCUGGCAGUGGCUGAGCGCUUCAAGAGAGUCCUCAAGCGCUGGCCUGCAUUUGCCAACAGCCGGCUGCCGGAAUACACUGCCAAGGACUUACGCAUAGAGCGUGAAAACAUCAGGUGUCACCUGUGCCAUGAGCUGAGCGACAUCGUGGUGUGGUGUGGAGGAUGCGAGCAGGUUCAGUACUGCUCCGAGGACUGCCGCAAUCUGCACUGGGAAGAUGUGCACAGCCAGGAUUGCAAUGCAGCCACUUAG
Messenger RNA from Coccomyxa subellipsoidea C-169, 2151 nucleotides. RefSeq lists its product as hypothetical. The record is from RefSeq and is a predicted model, not a curated record. Lineage: Eukaryota; Viridiplantae; Chlorophyta; Trebouxiophyceae; Coccomyxaceae. The coding region runs from base 1 to 2151 and encodes 716 amino acids. The transcript is spliced from 13 exons.